Tauraco erythrolophus (red-crested turaco) is the source of this 2112-nucleotide messenger RNA. The record is from RefSeq and is a predicted model, not a curated record. NCBI's taxonomy places the organism in Eukaryota, Metazoa, Chordata, Aves, Musophagiformes, Musophagidae.
CCACAAAAGAAUUUAUUAUUUUUGUUCAAGACUUCAAUAGCUUCGCCACUCGGACCAACACCUGUGGAGAGCUGCGUUCUGCUCAUGUGGGACAAGAGGUCACGCUCUACGGAUGGAUUCAGUAUCAAAGACAAGGCCUGUUUCUAGUUUUGAGGGAUUUCCAGGGACUGACCCAGAUCAUCAUUCCACAGGAUGAGGCACACUCCCAUGUGAAGAAGCUCCUGUCUAACGCCCCAGUGGAGUCUGUUGUGCGAGUGACUGGAAUUGUGUCCUCUCGGCCUCCAGGGCAGGAGAAUCCGAAAAUGCCAACAGGGGAUAUUGAGGUGAAGGCGGAGACUGCAGAGAUCCUAAACACCUGCAAGAAGCUACCUUUUGAAAUCAAGGAUUUCGUCAAGAAAUCAGAGGCCUUACGGAUGCAGUAUCGCUACUUGGACUUGCGUAGCUGCCAGUUGCAGUAUAACCUGCGGCUGAGAUCGCAGAUAGUGAUGAGGAUGCGGGAAUAUCUCUGUAACCUCCACGGGUUUGUGGACGUAGAAACUCCAACGCUCUUCAAGAGAACCCCAGGGGGAGCUAAAGAAUUCCUUGUGCCCUCAAGGGAGGCAGGCAAGUUCUACUCUCUGCCACAGAGUCCUCAACAGUUCAAGCAACUCCUCAUGGUUGGAGGCCUGGACAGGUACUUUCAGGUUGCCCGCUGCUACCGAGAUGAAGGUUCACGACCUGACAGACAGCCUGAAUUCACUCAGAUAGAUAUAGAGAUGUCAUUUGUAGAUCAAGCUGGGAUCCAGAGAUUGAUAGAGGGCCUCCUGCAAUAUUCCUGGCCUGAGGAAAGAGGCUGCAUUACAACUCCUUUCCCUUCCAUGACUUACGAGGAAGCACUGGCUGACUAUGGGACUGAUAAACCAGACACUCGUUUUGGGAUGAAGAUAGUGGAUAUCAGUGACUUUUUAAGAAGAUCGGACAUUCAGUUUGUGCAGAAUGCACUCAGUUAUCCACAGGGCACUGUCAAAGCCAUUUGUGUCCCUCAGGGAGUGAGAUAUCUUAAAAAUAAAGAUUUGGAGUCAUUAAAGGAGUCUGCAAAGUCCCAGUUUAACCAGGAAAUCAUGGAAAUUAUCUGCAGGCGUGAUGGAAGCUUGAAGUCUGUGCUUACAAAGUUUCUUGGUGAGAAGCAGCAGUUAGAGCUUAUCCAAGUGCUGAACAUGCAGGUGGAUGAUGUGGUACUGCUGGCAGCUGGUGAACACAAAAAAGUGUGCUCUGCAUUAGGAAGCCUACGGUUGGAGAGUGCUGACCUCCUUGAGGCAGCUGGGCUGGUACUCCGUGACCCUAUGACUUUUCACUUUCUGUGGGUGGUGGAUUUUCCACUUUUCCUCCCCAAGGAAGAAAAUCCCACUCAGCUGGAAUCUGCUCAUCACCCUUUCACUGCUCCUCAUCCUUCAGAUACCAGCCUCCUCUAUUCUGAUCCCACAAAGGUCCGUAGCCAGCACUAUGAUCUCGUGCUGAAUGGCAGUGAAGUUGGAGGUGGCUCCAUCAGAAUUCACAGUGCAGAACAACAGCGUUUUGUGCUGGAGAAAGUGCUGAAGGAGGACUCUGAGGUGCUUUCCCAUCUGCUUGAGGCUUUGGAGUUUGGAGCUCCACCUCAUGGAGGAAUUGCUUUAGGACUCGACAGGCUGAUCUCUCUCAUUGUUGAUGCUCCAAGUAUCAGAGAUGUCAUUGCUUUUCCUAAAUCCUUCAAGGGACGAGACUUGAUGGCCAAUGCUCCAGAUUAUGUCACUCCAGAAGAACUAGAGCCAUAUCACAUCCAGGUUUCCUGGCCUCUUGCAGAAAAAGAGGCAAAGAAAAACUGACUUAAAGCCAGUGAUGUAAGCUGAUCUGUUUAACCAGAUGUGGUUACAGCUUCUAAAUACUAGAAUUUAGUUCAGAAUACAUCAACUGUUAUGGGAGGAUGGGGAGGCAGUAGCAACCCCCCUGUACCAUGGCAGUUUCAGGAUUGAAUGGGGAAUAGAUAGGAGGACUCCUUGACAGGAGUUCACCUUUGGGUCGGUAAUGGGAAGAAGUAGAAAAGCAAAAGAAAAGAACAUAAUUUUAGCAUAGGAUAUUAAGAUUGGCUUUGGGGUG